Eimeria tenella is the source of this 1692-nucleotide messenger RNA. Its product is annotated as PH domain-containing protein, putative. Lineage: Eukaryota; Apicomplexa; Conoidasida; Eucoccidiorida; Eimeriidae. The annotation marks the transcript as partial. The transcript is spliced from 11 exons. The record is from RefSeq and is a predicted model, not a curated record.
AGCGGGGAGGAAGACUCAGCUGAAGCAGAAAGAGACGCAGGGGAUUCUGGGUCAGCAGAAGCAGCAGCAGCAGCUGAUGGUGUUGCUGCUGCUGCUGCAGAAAAAUCAGCAACCGAUGCAGCAGCAGCAGACACAGCAGCAGAAGCAGCAGCAGCACCUCUCCCCCCGCCGCCUGGGGACGAUUUGCUGCUGGACUCUCUGCAUGCGCGCUCGCGGCGCUGCAGCGCCGAGUCGGUGGAGGCUGUUGAGGACUUCCGCUUUGCUGCUUCCCAGCCCUGCCUGUGGGACCCGCAAACAAUCCCUUUGGGCCCUUCUGCGAGUUUUGUCGAAGUCGAAAGAAAAGCUUCCUUAAUGGAUUUGAUUUGCUGUGGCGGCAGAGAAGGCCGCAAGGGCGGAGCUGCUGCUGCUGCUGCUGCUGCUGCUGCUGGAGCAGCAGCAGCAGCGCCGAAGGAAAUCGUUUUUCGCAUCAAACCUGUCGGCAGCAAACGCGUCUUCGAGCUCAAGGGACCCCCACAAGAAGUGCUGUUGUGGGUGGCGUGUCUGCGAGACAGCUACCGCAGCAGCAAAGCGAAAGAUGAAGAAACAGCAGCCCUUGUUGCAUCUCAAAAGUGUUUUUGGAAAAUAGACAGAGUAAACCCGAGGGCCUUUCAGGACGUCUGCGGAACCGGAGACAUUCUGCUUUUUCGCACCUUGAAGUUCAACGCGCGCGUGCAGCGGCUCAUCACCCGAGGCACUUAUGAUCAUGUUGGAAUGGUUUUGAGAAACCGAAGAGGAGAGGUUUACAUUUUGGAGUGCAUGGGCGACACGGGGGUUAUUUUGACGGCUUGGUCUUCUCUGGUCAACAACAAAUGGUACAGGGUUUAUCAAAGAAUCGUCUGGCGCCGCCUCUACUGGGCCGUCUCGGAAGAAAAGCUUUUUGCACUUUUGCAAUUUUUAAAAUCUGUAAUUGGAAAAGAUUAUAAACUCACGCUGGCCAAACUUCUCACCAGAAAGCCCUACGAUGCUACAAAUGCCGAAGGCUUCUUUUGUUCAGAACUUAUUGCAGGAGCAUGGAGGGUGAUGGGGGUAAUUCCUGAAGACGCGAUUUGCGCCCAAUACUGGCCAGAAUCUUUUUCGCAACGUCUUGACAGCCAACUGGGGCUGACUGAGGGCUGCACUUUGGGGGAGGAGUUGCUGCUGGACUUCUGUCUGUACACCCCAGAGCAGCAGCAGCAGCAGCAGCAGCAGAAGCAGCAGAAGGGACACAAAAAGAAAAAGCCAAAGCCCAAACAAACUCCAGAGCAGCUGCCAAAGAUGGUCAGCUCCUUGCAGGCGCCCCGCGCAGCACGGGAGAAGGAAGCAGCAGCAAAACUCACGAACAGCAGCAGCAGCAGCAGCAGCAGCCCAGCAGCAGCAGCAGCAGCAGCAGCGGACACAGAGGACUCAUCAGCAGCUCGAGAGACAGGUCUUGUACAGACACCCCAGAUGGAGAGAUUCAAGAAGCUAAGGAGGAAAAAUUCAAGUUUAAAGCGCCAGCAGCAGCAGCAGCAGAAACAGGAGCAAGAGCAGCAACAGCAGCAGGACCAGCAGCAGCAGCAGCAGCAACAGCAGCAACACGAACAGCCGCAGCAGCAACAACCCGACCAAACGCAGCAGCAGCAACACGACCAAGAGCAGCAGCAACAAAAACACGACAGAGAGCAGCAGCAGUAA